UUCCUCUCAUUCUGCUUGCAACACGCUUGCGCACAGCUGCCGGUCCUAUUCCUGGCAUGCGGCUUGUAAGAUGAGUAAAGAAGCAGGUGGAGAGAGAUACAUAGAGAGAGGCUCUGUCAUUGGAAAUAGCUCACAUUGACAGGAACAAGCCAGAGAGUCGACCCAGCAUCUAUGCCAGGACCGCUCACCUGCAAGGUGCGCAGCAAAGAUGAUGACCAUGAAUAGCAAGCAGCCUUUCUCUAUGCACCAUGCCCUGCAAGAGUCCAAAUACAGCCUGCACUCCAGUUCAGAGGCGAUGCGCAGAGUUUGCCUUCCAAAUCCACAGCUCCAGGGCAAUAUAUUUGGAGGCUUUGAUGAGAGUCUGCUGGCCCGCGCUGAAGCUCUGGCGGCUGUUGACAUUGUCUCCCACGGCAAGAGCCAUCCUUUUAAGCCAGACGUGACCUAUCAUACCAUGAGCAGUGUCUCCUGCGCCUCUACCUCUUCUACAGUGCCCAUCUCUCACCCAUCCACCUUGACCUCACACCCACACCAUCACCUGCACCAAAGUCUGGAAGGAGACCUCCUCGACCACAUCUCUCCAAGUCUAACCGGAAUGGGGGCCCCUGAUCCGUCUGUCAUGUCUGCUCAAGUUCACCAGCAUCAUCUGCAAACCAUGGGUCAUCUCCACCAAGCAAUGAGCAUGGGGCACCACCACUCCAUCUCCUCUCACAAUGGGAUGACCUGCAUGAACGAUGUGGAAUCAGACCCACGCGAGUUGGAAGCGUUCGCGGAGAGAUUUAAACAAAGACGGAUCAAGCUUGGGGUGACACAGGCAGAUGUGGGCUCAGCCCUCGCCAACCUGAAGAUACCAGGGGUUGGCUCCCUUAGCCAGAGCACCAUAUGCAGGUUUGAGUCCUUGACCUUGUCCCACAACAACAUGAUCGCUCUUAAACCUGUCCUGCAAGCCUGGCUUGAAGAAGCAGAGGCGGCGUACCGGGAGAAGAACAACAAACCAGACCCUUUCAAUGGCAGCGAAAGAAAACGCAAACGCACCUCAAUCGCAGCACCGGAAAAGCGCUCUUUGGAGGCAUAUUUCGCUAUCCAACCCCGUCCCUCUUCGGAAAAAAUCGCGGCCAUCGCAGAAAAACUGGACCUUAAAAAGAACGUAGUUAGAGUCUGGUUUUGCAAUCAAAGACAAAAGCAGAAAAGGAUGAAAUAUUCAGCGGUUCACUAACUGCAAUACUCAGUGUGACUUCAUAUUUUAUUAAGAAUAUAGCAGGGAUCUAUUCAUGUCUUCUAUAAGGACUUUCAAUAUAACCCAUGGACAGGCUUUUUGCCUCGCUCACUUUCAAAUAUACCACAGUCUAAAGGUUUGACGUUAUUUGUAGAAAUGUACUUGUAAACACAUGUAUUGUGCACUAAAAAUGAAUUGCUUGUCACUUUGGAGAAGUUUGUUGCUACGAUUUACUUGAUGAAUUGUCUUGUUUCCAUGCUGAAAUAAUCUAAUAAUUUAUAAUUGUUUAAAUUGAACAAAAAUACCUGUGUCAAAAAUGUAUGAUUGGAUUUUUCAGAAUUAAUUCUGAAUAAAGGUAUAUGACAUUUAUUCGUCAAAUAAUUACGUCAGUUAUAUUAAAGGUUGCCCGUACAUUGCAUGCUAGUAUGCCACAUGAUAGUUUACUAUGGCGUAACAAUAACUAAUUAAGCAGAAUAUAUCCUUAUAUUUUAUCUAUAUUGGGAUUCACUGAUACAAUUGAGACAAAUAUUAGACUUAAAACAUUUUUUAUUGCAUUAUUUCUUCAAAAAGUUGAUUUACUCUUCCUAAAAGAAGUAUAUUUUUAAAUACAUUAAAAUAAUGUACCUCAGCUUUUAGGCUUACACUGAAUUAACUUUCCUGGAAUCCCCACGCAGCCCUACACUGUGUUUUGUAUCACUGUGAUCUUUUAUUCAUACACUAAGAGGUAAUACAUUUAAAAUGUGAGGCUCAAUGCAAUGUGUUUUCAGUUAUACAUGCGAAAUAUUAAGCACAAAGUACCUGUUUAUCACACUGUUAUCCGAGAAGUAAACUGUCCCCCUAAACGCAAUCCCUUUUUUUAUUUGUACCUGAUCAAGUGUGUAUGUAGUUUUGUCUUUGUCUAAAGUUGUGACAAUAAAUUCGUUGUUAUUUUUAAAAUUAAAAAUUGAGCCUCUUGUCCUACAUUCUUUGUCUGUUACUGUUCAGAAGAAGAACAAAGUAAUACAUAAAACCAUGCAUUCAUUUGUUUCCCAUUUGAAAAGUUCAUGAGUCGGUAAAACUUGAGUGACACGGGAAAGUCACGCAUUGUCCUUUCAAGUUAAUUGUUUUUCAUAAUUUCAU
Molecule: messenger RNA, 2332 nt
Organism: Acipenser ruthenus (sterlet)
Lineage: Eukaryota; Metazoa; Chordata; Actinopteri; Acipenseriformes; Acipenseridae
Product: POU domain, class 4, transcription factor 3-like
Exons: 2
Coding region: 209-1213 (334 amino acids)
Biological process (GO): regulation of transcription by RNA polymerase II
Molecular function (GO): RNA polymerase II cis-regulatory region sequence-specific DNA binding; DNA-binding transcription factor activity, RNA polymerase II-specific
Source: RefSeq, a predicted model, not a curated record